AUGGGGCCUCACAACCAGCUACUUGUGUUGAGACUCACCGGGUGUGAUCUCAAAGAUGACAUUUGUGAAACCGUCGCCUCAGCUCUCCAGUCAGCUGGCUCAUGUCUGACAGAGCUGGACCUCAGCUACAACAAACUGACAGACACCGGGGUGGAGAGGAUCUCCACUGGGCUUAUGAGUCCACACUGUAAACUGAAGAUCCUGAGACUGACUGGUUGUGAGAUUACGGAGGAGUCCUGUGGAAGUUUGUCCUCUGCUAUAGCAGUCUCUCAGCUCGAGGAGCUGCGUCUGGGCUGCAACAAACUGGGAGACUCUGGAGUAAAGCUGCUGUCUGCUGGACUGAUGGAUCCACACUGUCAGAUACAGACUCUGGGGCUAAGGGAGUGUAAUCUCUCCAGACCUUCCUGUGUCUCUCUGGCUCCUGUACUGUGGUCAUACUCAGUCCUGAGAGAGCUGGACCUGAGAGACAACAACCUGUGGUACUCUGGAAUGAGGAUUCUCUCUGCUGGACUGAGGAACUCCAACUGUGCCUUACAGACUCUUAGGCUUUCUGGUUGUCUAGUCACAGAGAAAGGCUGUACGUUUCUUGCCUCCGCUCUGGAGUCAAACCCCUCCAACCUGAGAGAACUGGACCUGAGCUUCAAUCACCCAGGAGACUCCGGAGUAAAGCUGCUCUCUGAUAGACUGAAAAAUCCACACUGUAGCCUGGAGAAACUCAGUGUGGACCAUGGUGGAGAGUCCAGAAUCAAACCAGGCCUGAGGAAAUACGCCUGCCAGCUGCAGCUGGACGGUAUGUCAGCAGAUGGUGACCUGACUCUGUCCGAGGACAACACGAGGGUGGUGAGGAGAACGCAGGUUCACACAUAUCCUCAUUUUGAUUUCUCGGAUUCAGAUGACUCCGAUUACUCAGUUCGGCCCAAAAAGACGGAUAAGUGGGCCAAAGUACGCUGCAGGGAGCCCCUGUCUGAUGGUCGUUUCUACUGGCAGGUUGAAUGGACUGGCUGGGUUGACAUUGGGGUGACAUAUACACCCAGAUGGGAUAUUAAGAAGAGGUCUUGGGGGCUUUUCUGCUGCAAUGAACAGUACACAUUUAUUCAUAGUAACAGUUUCUCAGUUGUAUCAGUACCCAGACCGGACCCAAAGUGUAUAGGAGUGUAUCUUGACUUUCCGGCCGGCACUCUGUCCUUUUACAGCGUCUCCUCUGGUACACCGGCCCACCUGUACACAUUCCACACCACGUUCACUGAGCCCCUGUACCCUCAGUUCAAAAUCAUGUGUGAUGAGAUGGAGAUAUUUGGCUCAGUUCAAAUCCAAACUCUGUGAAUGAAAAGUAGCCGUCGUCAGAGUAACUGACAGACAGACACAUUUUGGAUUCAUUAUGUCUGUAUUUUUUACUACACCUUCACUCAGAGAGGAGGACAAUGAUGUUUUGAAUGAAAAGUAGCCGUCGUCAGAGUAACUGACAGACAGACACAUUUUGGAUUCAUUAUGUCUGUAUUUGUUACUACACCUUCACUCAGAGAGGAGGACAAUGAUGUUUUGAAUGAAAAGUAGCCGUCGUCAGAGUAACUGACAGACAGACACAUUUUGGAUUCAUUAUGUCUGUAUUUGUUACUACACCUUCACUCAGAGAGGAGGACAAUGAUGUUUUGAAUGAAAAGUAGCCGUCGUCAGAGUAACUGACAGACAGACACAUUUUGGAUUCAUUAUGUCUGUAUUUGUUACUACACCUUCACUCAGAGAGGAGGACAAUGAUGUUUUGAAUGAAAAGUAGCCGUCGUCAGAGUAACUGACAGACAGACACAUUUUGGAUUCAUUAUGUCUGUAUUUUUUACUACACCUUCACUCAGAGAGGAGGACAAUGAUGUUUUGAAUGAAAAGUAGCCGUCGUCAGAGUAACUGACAGACAGACACAUUUUGGAUUCAUUAUGUCUGUAUUUGUUACUACACCUUCACUCAGAGAGGAGGACAAUGAUGUUUUGAAUGAAAAGUAGCCGUCGUCAGAGUAACUGACAGACAGACACAUUUUGGAUUCAUUAUGUCUGUAUUUGUUACUACACCUUCACUCAGAGAGGAGGACAGUGAUGUUUUGAAUGAAAAGUAGCCGUCGUCAGAGUAACUGACAGACAGACACAUUUUGGAUUCAUUAUGUCUGUAUUUGUUACUACACCUUCACUCAGAGAGGAGGACAGUGAUGUUUUGAUUAGAAACCUUCUCUAUAAUAAACAUAUAAAUAGCUACCAUUCACACAUUGUUCGGCUUUGAGUGUGGAAAUGGUCUUUGGAA
Oncorhynchus kisutch (coho salmon) is the source of this 2286-nucleotide messenger RNA. Its product is annotated as ribonuclease inhibitor-like. Lineage: Eukaryota; Metazoa; Chordata; Actinopteri; Salmoniformes; Salmonidae. The transcript has 7 exons. The record is from RefSeq and is a predicted model, not a curated record. Gene Ontology annotation, molecular function: protein binding. The coding region runs from base 1 to 1323 and encodes 440 amino acids.